AUGCCCCGCGAGCUCAUCACGAUCCAGGUCGGGCAAUGCGGCAACCAGAUCGGCCGCCAGUUCUGGAAGAUGGCGCUGGACGAGCAUGCCAAGCAUGCCAAGGACGCCCGCUUUGACGAUAGCAUGAGCACCUUCUUCCGCAACGUCGACACCCACGGCCAGGACCUGCCGCCGCACGAGCGCAUCAAGGGCCUCCGCGCGCGCGCGCUUCUCAUCGAUAUGGAGGAAGGGCCCGUGGCCGAGACGCUGCAUGGCCCGCUUGGCGAGCUCUUUGACUCGUCCCAGUUUCUCACCGACGUCUCGGGCUCGGGCAACAAUUGGGCACAUGGGUAUGCGCUCUAUGGGCCACAGUACAAGGACAGCUAUUCGAGAAGCUCCAGCACGCCACGGAGCUCUGCGGUACGCCGGUCCGUCUACAAGCGACGACUGACAUGCGUAGAUUCCCUCCAGUCGUUCUUUGUGUUGCAUUCCAUGGGCGGCGGGACCGGCUCGGGCCUUGGCACGUACAUUUUAAGCUUGCUUGAAGACCACUACCCGGAAGCCUACCGCUUCACGACUGCCAUCUUUCCAUCGGAAGACGACGAUGUCAUUACGUCGCCCUACAACAGCAUGCUGGCGCUGCACCAGCUCACCGAGCACGCGGACUGCGUCUUGCCGAUUGAGAAUGAAGCGCUCUUCGCGAAAGUCCCUGCGUCGUCGUCGUCAACGUCGUCGUCGUUUGAUGCGAUGAACCGCAUCGUGGCGCGUGUACUCACCCACUUGACGAGCUCGAUGCGUUUUGAAGGCUCGCUCAACGUCGAUCUGAACGAGAUCACGACCAACCUCGUGCCCUUCCCCAAGCUGCACUACCUCCUCUCGAGUCUCUCGCCGCUGCAGUCGACGUCGCCGGCCUACCAAACGCACCGGCUCCGACAUCUCUUUACCGACAUUUUCCACGCGCAGAACCAGCUCAUCCAGACAAGUCCCCGCACGCAUGGCGUCAUGUUGGCGUGUGGCCUUCUCUUCCGCGGCAACGUCCAAGUCUCGGACGUCCAGAGCCACUUGGAGAAACUCAAGGCUGAGAUGCGGCUCAUCUACUGGAACAAAGACGGCUUCAAGAUUGGGCUGUGCAGUGUCCCGAGCCUCGAGAGUGUCAAAGGGUCCCCGUCGGUCCUCUCGCUCUCCAACCACGGCUGCAUCGUCGAAACGUUUGAGCGCAUGCAGGCGCGGUUCCUCAAGCUCUACAAGCGCAAGGCCCACGUCCACCACUACCUCGAGUACAUGGACCAAGCCAUGUUUGACGAAGCGCUCGAGUCCAACAAGUGGCUCAUCGCAGAGUACACCAAGCUCAAUACGGCACCCGACAUGCCCCCCGUGCUGCCGCGGCGCAAGCCUCUCCUUUAACGUCAACGCUCUUCUCGUCGCCGGUAUCGGGAGAUUUUUUAGGUGAUUUGAAGGGCAUCGCAGGCG
This is a messenger RNA of Saprolegnia parasitica CBS 223.65, 1449 nucleotides long. RefSeq lists its product as hypothetical. Gene Ontology annotation, biological process: mitotic cell cycle; microtubule cytoskeleton organization. Bases 1 to 1383 code for a protein of 460 amino acids. NCBI's taxonomy places the organism in Eukaryota, Oomycota, Saprolegniomycetes, Saprolegniales, Saprolegniaceae. Gene Ontology annotation, cellular component: microtubule; cytoplasm. The transcript has 7 exons. The record is from RefSeq and is a predicted model, not a curated record. Gene Ontology annotation, molecular function: structural constituent of cytoskeleton; GTP binding.